AGCGCUCGAUCAUCAAAAAUUAGUAUAUAUAGAGGAUACAAUGACCAUUUGCCAUACAGUUUCUCGAAAAUGUUACGUUCUUUAUAUCUAAUCGGAUUUCUGACUGUGCUUUGGGUGGCUGCUCAGGAUAUCGUUCCCGAUGAUCCGGAAGUGCAGAUGCAAAUGCAUUCCAUGUUCUACACGGCUCGUGUUGCCUGUGCGGGGGAAAAUAUGAUUCCAUAUGGUGAGCUGACUAUCAAAAUGUUUUCCGUGUUGGCUAAAACUUGUGUUAUCUUUGCGCUUAUGAGCCCGAUCUUUGCCAAGGCAUUGCAGGAUCAAGCCAAGGAUAAUGGCGAUAUUUUCAUUAUAAACUAUGAUAGCUUUGAUGGUGAUGUCGAUGACAUAUCUACGACCACUCCAGCUCCAAGAGAAGCUGACUAUGUAGAUUUUGAAGAGGUUAAUCGGAACUGCAAUUCUAGUUUUAUAACGACUACCUCCAAUGUAUUGCAGUUUAAUAGCACAGGUGAUUUGCCAGAGGACAAGGACAAAGUAACCAGCAUGUGUUAUUUCAACUGUUUUUUCGAAAAGUCUGGCUUAAUGACGGACUAUAAGCUAAAUACGGAUUUGAUUCGCAAAUAUGUUUGGCCAGCUACCGGCGAUUCCAUCGAAGCUUGCGAGACCGAAGGCAAGGAUGAGACGAAUGCAUGCAUGCGUGGCUAUGCCAUUGUCAAGUGCGUCUUUAUCAGAGCUCUGACAGAUGCAAGGAACAAGCCCACCGUUUGAAUAUCAGCAAAAUCCAUAUUAGGACUAAUUAAUAGGAAAUUAUAAUAUUACUAUUACAAAACAAAAUAUUACUACGAAGAACACCUAUUUGGCUAUAAACCACACGCACAAGCAA
Messenger RNA from Drosophila eugracilis, 877 nucleotides. RefSeq names its product general odorant-binding protein 84a (gene Obp84a). The transcript has 5 exons. Gene Ontology annotation, molecular function: odorant binding. NCBI's taxonomy places the organism in Eukaryota, Metazoa, Arthropoda, Insecta, Diptera, Drosophilidae. The record is from RefSeq and is a predicted model, not a curated record. The coding region runs from base 70 to 762 and encodes 230 amino acids.